This is a messenger RNA of Arctia plantaginis, 1998 nucleotides long. NCBI's taxonomy places the organism in Eukaryota, Metazoa, Arthropoda, Insecta, Lepidoptera, Erebidae. The record is from the annotation of a GenBank genome assembly.
AUGUUUGGUGAAAAAGUUGAAGAUUAUGAGAUACUAGAACAUCUGGGUAAAGGUGGAUUUGCACAUGUAUAUAGAGCAAGAUGUCGAAGAACAGGUUUAUUUGUUGCUAUCAAAAUGAUAGACAAGGCGCUUAUGGCAAGUGCUGGUAUGAUAGGCAGAGUUAGACAAGAAGUCACCAUCCAUUCUCGCCUUAAACAUCCUGCUAUAUUAGAAUUAUAUACUUUUUUUGAAGAUGCACACUAUGUUUAUUUAGUUUUAGAAUUAGCUCAUAAUGGUGAGUUAGCAAAGCAUUUCAAGUUAGGAACACGAGGUCUUUCAGAAAAAGCAGCUGCAGAUAUCUUCAAACAAGUAUUGAGUGGGGUAUUAUAUUUACAUACUCACAAUAUCAUACACAGAGACCUAUCAUUAAACAACUUAUUGUUAACAAAAGAUCUAAAUGUAAAAAUAGCCGACUUUGGUUUAGCCACUCAAUUAAAUGGCCCGGAUGAAAAACAUGUUACUAUGUGUGGCACACCAAAUUAUAUAUCACCUGAAGUUGCUUCAAGAGAAUUUCAUGGCUUACCAGCAGAUGUUUGGGGAUUAGGAUGUAUGCUGUACACACUUUUAGUUGGCAGCCCACCUUUUCAUACUCAGCAUGUAAAAACCACUCUUAAUAAAGUAAUCAACGCUGAUUACAAAAUGCCAGCUGAGCUUUCAGUGCAAGCACAAGAUUUAUUGACAAAACUUUUGUGUAAAGAUCCUACUAAGCGAAUAACACUAAAAGCUAUUGUAGAACAUCCAUUUCUAAACCAUGGUAAUAUUUCAAAACAAGAUGUAUCACGAGAUUCUGGUUGCCUAACAACAUUACAUAGUACUCAACAUAGUAAUAAAAUUCGAAAUUAUAAUGAGCAUGUUCCUGAUUGUUUUGGUAACGAAUUAAAAGGAAACCUAAACCAGGUGAAGCCUCUGCCAUUUAAUUUAUUUAUGGGAAUGCAAGAAAACAACUCAUGUUCAUCACAUUCAAAUGAUCAAAACUAUAACAUAUGCACAAGAAAGAAACAUGGUUCUGCAGAUCUAUAUGACUUGAAAAAUCAGAAUUAUAAUGUUUUAGGCAAAAGUGAGAGUCCAUGUAAUAGUAAAGUAUCAUUGUUAGAAAAUAUUAAGAAAUUGGAAUUAAAAGGCAAAACUCUGACAAGUAAAUUCAAUGCAAAUACAGAAGAAAACAAAGAAAACUUACCUAAAUCAUGCAGUAUUAAUACUAACAUUGGCCUAAGUGUACCUCCACUCUGUGCUAACAGAUUACCUACAAUCUCACACAGAACGCGAAAUGCUAUAUUAAAAAUAGAACAAUCUGGAGUAGUAGUAGAGUUUAUUAAAAAAAAGGGUAAAGAUAGAGAAGAACAAAUAGUAGAAAUAUGUAAAAUAUCUAAAGAUGGUAUGAAGGUUGUCAUUUAUAUGGUAGAUAACAAGACACGAAAUGUUAAUGCAGAUCAUGAUCCUACUCCUGAUGAAGUCUUUACAUAUCACAACUUACCACAAAAACAUUGGAAAAAAUAUUUGUAUGCUUCACGCUUUGUAGAAUUGGUGAAAGCUAAAACACCUAAAAUAACAUUGUAUACAUCUUUGGCUAAAUGUCAACUUAUGGAAAAUGGUACUGAUAUCGAUAUGUUUUUUUAUGGUGGCGAAAAAGCUAAUUUUACUAGUUCUGAAGGUUUAAAAGUUAUAGACAAAAAUCUGAAAACACAUUACAGCCUUACAUCCAUUCCUGAAUUAAAAUAUAUUACUGAUCAUUUUGAGGAAUGUGCUAAUCGGAUGAAACGAGUCCAAACUGCAUUAUCUGGUAUAUCAGACGAAUGUUUUCCGCUAAUCAUAGGGAAAAGGCCAAUUCAACCUCAAAACAAUUUACAAUCACCUGUUCAAGGCUCAGUUAAUACAAAUUACAAUACACCACAACUUAACAUUGGGUCGUUUCUUCGUACAACUGCAUGUUCAAGUCAAGCCCCAAGUGAAUUUGGUUAA